Molecule: messenger RNA, 753 nt
Organism: Penicillium argentinense
Lineage: Eukaryota; Fungi; Ascomycota; Eurotiomycetes; Eurotiales; Aspergillaceae
Gene: lea1
Product: U2 snRNP complex subunit LEA1
Exons: 4
Coding region: 1-753 (250 amino acids)
Biological process (GO): mRNA splicing, via spliceosome
Cellular component (GO): U2 snRNP
Molecular function (GO): U2 snRNA binding; protein binding
Source: RefSeq, a predicted model, not a curated record
AUGCGCAUCGACGGCGACCUCAUUAACAAUGCCCUCUCAUACAUCAAUCCGCUCCAUGACCGUGAGCUGGAUCUCCGAGGACACAAGAUCCCUGUGAUCGAGAACUUGGGUAUCGCAAAUGAUGAACACGAUACAAUCGAUUUCACGGACAAUGACAUUACCUCCCUCGGGAACUUCCCCUAUUUCCCUCGUCUCCGCUACCUCUUGGUUGCUCGCAACAGCAUCAGUCACAUCCAGUCGAGCCUUGCGCAGUCGCUCCCACACCUGCAAACCCUUAUCUUGACCGCCAACAACAUGACCGAACUUGCGGAUAUCGACCCUCUCUCGCAAUUUCGCCUGGUACAUUUGAGCCUUGUGGACAACCCCAUUACCCGGAAAGAGCACUACCGCUACUGGAUCAUCUGGAAAAUCCCCACCGUGCGAUUUCUCGACUACCAAAAGGUGAAGAACGUGGAGCGCAACAAGGCGAAGGAGCUUUUCGGAACUGCGGAGGAGCCGACUCCUCUGGCCACAAAGAUCAUGGGUAUCAAGACGUUAUACUCUGGCCCCAUCGAGUCCGCGGACCAAACUCCGGCAGAAAAGACUAUUCGCAUCAAACUCACCGAUGACGAGCGUGCGCGCGUAGAGGAGAUGAUUCGAAAUGCAACGAGCUUACCAGAAAUCAAGCGGUUGGAGAAGGAGCUGGAAGAAGGACGUAUCCCCGGCGGACCUCUCGGCAAGGAUGACGAUGGCGAUAGCGAGAUGCGGACGUGA